Messenger RNA from Agrilus planipennis (emerald ash borer), 1447 nucleotides. RefSeq names its product actin-related protein 3 (gene Arp3). Gene Ontology annotation, molecular function: actin filament binding. Gene Ontology annotation, cellular component: actin cortical patch; Arp2/3 protein complex. The transcript is spliced from 6 exons. NCBI's taxonomy places the organism in Eukaryota, Metazoa, Arthropoda, Insecta, Coleoptera, Buprestidae. The record is from RefSeq and is a predicted model, not a curated record. Gene Ontology annotation, biological process: Arp2/3 complex-mediated actin nucleation. The coding region runs from base 94 to 1344 and encodes 416 amino acids.
UAUUCAUAUUAACCGAUAAACGUCAAGGCACAAGGUGUGGUAAAUGUUUUUUAGUUAAAAUUGUUAUUUUAUAUUAAAUUUAAUUAGAAAAGCAUGAUCGGAAGACUUCCAGCUUGUGUUAUUGAUGUUGGAACGGGGUACACUAAGCUCGGCUUUGCCUCAAAUAAGGAGCCUCAAUGUAUAAUUCCGUCAGCAAUUGCUAUUAAAGAGACUGCUAAAGUCGGCGACCAGUCGUCUAGGAGAUUAGCUAAGGGUGUAGAAGAUUUAGACUUUUUUAUAGGUGAUGAAGCUUUUGAUGCAACAGGAUAUGCUAUUAAAUAUCCUGUUAGACAUGGCUUGGUUGAAGAUUGGGAUUUAAUGGAACGUUUCUUGGAACAAUGCAUAUUCAAAUAUUUGAGAGCUGAGCCUGAAGACCAUCAUUUCCUUUUGACUGAACCACCCCUUAAUACUCCAGAGAACCGGGAGUACACGGCGGAAAUUAUGUUUGAAUCAUUUAAUGUGCCAGGACUUUACAUUGCAGUUCAAGCUGUGCUUGCUCUUGCUGCCAGUUGGAUCUCACGCUCACCUAGGACGUUCACCGGCAUCGUGGUGGACAGUGGAGACGGAGUCACUCACGUUAUUCCAGUAGCAGAUGGAUAUGUAAUAGGUAGCUGUAUCAAGCACAUCCCAAUAGCAGGUCGUAAUAUUACCUAUUUUAUCCAGUCACUUUUGAGAGAAAGAGAGGUAGGCAUACCCCCAGAACAGUCCCUCGAAACUGCAAAAGCUAUCAAAGAGAGAUAUUGUUACAUUAGUCCAGACAUAGCAAAAGAAUUCUCUAAAUACGACGAAAAUCCUAGCAAAUGGAUAAAACAGUAUGAAAGUAUUAACUCAAUUACCAGAGAACCCUUCACGGUUGACGUCGGUUAUGAACGGUUCCUGGGACCAGAAAUAUUCUUUCAUCCAGAGUUUGCCAAUCCUGACUUCACCACUCCUCUUUCCCAAAUCGUGGACGAUGUUAUUCAGAAAUGCCCUAUUGAUGUUAGAAGACCCUUGUAUAAUAACAUUGUGCUAUCUGGAGGCUCUACAAUGUUCAAAGAUUUCGGAAGAAGACUGCAGAGAGACAUUAAACGUUCUGUUGAUUUAAGGCUUAAGUUGAGCGAGAGUUUGGGAGGUGGACAAAUUAAGCCAACGCCAAUAGAUGUAAAAGUGGUUUCACAUAAUUUGCAACGAUAUGCUGUUUGGUUUGGAGGAAGUAUGUUGGCAUCUACGCCUGAAUUUUACCAAGUGUGCCACACCAAAGCAUCUUAUGAAGAAUAUGGUCCAAGCAUCUGUAGGCACAACCCAGUAUUUGGUACAAUGACUUAAAAAAGUGUUAUUUUAUGUCGUAUUGUAAUAUAAAAUUCCUCAUACGGUGAAGAAUUACUGUAAGGUUUUAAUUUUAUUUAAUACAUUCAUACAUAUUGCUGUA